Lactuca virosa is the source of this 375-nucleotide messenger RNA. NCBI's taxonomy places the organism in Eukaryota, Viridiplantae, Streptophyta, Magnoliopsida, Asterales, Asteraceae. The record is from the annotation of a GenBank genome assembly.
AUGUCGUCGUCUUCAAGCAGUAAUGUGAGACACUGUGGAUGUGGAGAUCCAGUUGGAAUGUGGACGGCAAGGACACGAAAGAAUCCUGAUCGGGGGUUCAUUGGUUGCACAAACUACAAUGAUGAAGACAUAAAUUGCAUAUUUUUUUGUUGGAUUGACCCACAACUCCCAAAGAAGUGGUAUAGAGAGAAGAUGUAUGAAUUGAGAGCUCAAGUCAAUGGUGAACAUCUUAUUUUAGAUGGUCCCGCGAUGCUCCUGUCAAUUUUCAUGUCAAUGAAGCCCCUCUUCAAGUUAAGUUUCAAGAUAUUCAUGAACAUGGUAAUGGUCAUCGAGUUGAAGGUUGUCAAGUUGGAAUUAUCAAGUUUAUGCUGGUAG